Molecule: messenger RNA, 1906 nt
Organism: Populus nigra (black poplar)
Lineage: Eukaryota; Viridiplantae; Streptophyta; Magnoliopsida; Malpighiales; Salicaceae
Exons: 18
Coding region: 231-1475 (414 amino acids)
Biological process (GO): dGTP catabolic process
Cellular component (GO): nucleus
Molecular function (GO): dGTPase activity
Source: RefSeq, a predicted model, not a curated record
AUUUCGCGUCCACCACUUCUUUCCCAAAUUCUCUCGACUCCACUCCUCAUCACUUUCUCAGCUCUCAAACACUUGGUAAGUGCUCUCUGGGCCCUCUUUGUUUUGAAAGAAAAAGAAAAGGAAAAAACCAAAACCAUAGCCAGCUAGCUAGGGAAGAGAAGAGAUCCUGAUACUGACACUGAUACUGACCUACUGUAGCAGUAACUUUAUCUGCAUUGCAUAGAAAUAGAAUGGGAGGUUGUAGCAAAGAUGAUGUUAGUUACCUGGAUCGCCGAUUCUCAAAGAAGGUUCGCGAUAAUGUCCAUGGCAACAUUUAUCUGGAUCCGCUCUCUUUGAAGUUUGUCGAUACCGAGCAGUUCCAGAGACUUCGAGAUCUAAAGCAACUCGGUCUAACAUACAUGGUUUACCCAGGGGCUGUGCAUUCUCGAUUUGAGCACUCACUUGGUGUAUUUUCACUGGCUGGUGAAGCAGUUCACAGAAUCAAAGCUCAGCAAGGUUCAGAGCUCGGUAUCGAUAACUUGGAUAUACAAACAGUGAAACUUGCUGGACUGCUGCAUGAUGUUGGCCAUGGGCCAUUCAGCCACAUGUUUGAGCGCGAGUUUCUCCGUCAGAUUCCUCAUGGCAUUAAAUGGUGUCAUGAGGACAUGUCUGUGAGAAUGAUAGACCACAUUGUCGAUUUCCACCAUAUUGAUAUUGAUGCUGAAUGCCUAAAGAAAGCAAAGGAAAUGGUCAUUGCAAGCACAGAACAUGUUUCUCAUAAAAGUGUGAAUGAAAAGCAUUUCCUAUAUGAUAUUGUUGCAAAUGGUCGGAAUGGUAUAGAUGUUGACAAGUUUGAUUACAUUGUGCGUGACUCCCGGGCUUGUGGACUGGGCUGCAGUUUUCAGAUUGAACGGUUAAUGGAUAGCAUGCGAGUUAUGGGUGAUGAGAUAUGUUACCGUGACAAGGAUUAUCUUACAAUCUAUAAGUUAUUUUCCUCUCGUGCUGAUCUGCAUCGAACGGUCUAUACACAUGCAAAAGUAAAGGCUAUAGAAAUGAUGUUUGUUGAAUCCUUGAUAAAAGCGGAUGGUUACCUUCAAAUUUCAUCAAAAAUUCAGGACCCAGCUGAAUUCUGGAAGAUAGAUGAUUCAAUAUUGAAAACCAUUGAAAUUUCUCAUGAUCAGGAGCUGAAGGAAGCUAGAGAUUUAAUCCUGCGCAUUAGGAGAAGAGACCUAUACCAGUUCUGCAAUGAGUUUUCUGUUCCGAAGGACAAGCUAGAGCACUUCAAAGACAUCACUCCACAGGACAUUGUUUGUUCCCAGGGAAAUGGUGACAUUACACUAAAAGAAGAAGAUGUUGUUGUCUGCAAUGUGAAGAUCAAUUUGACACGGGGUAGAAGUAACCCUCUCAAAAAGACUUUGAGAGCAAUGAGAAAUUCCCGAUACAUGAUUAUCGCAUCAGUCAUUUGUUGCCAGCUUUUUGUGAAGAUAGGAUUGUGAGGGUGUAUUCUAAGAACCCCGAUCUGGUGAAAACAGUUUCUGAGGCUUUUGAAAAUUUUCAGCUAAAGACAUAUGGAAUGAAAGCACAGGUACAUGCAACUCCUGAUAGGAAGAGGAAUCGUCGGAGGUUAGAACAGUCGUACUGAGAAGAAUCACCGAAGGCUCUUGUGGUUGCUACUAGUGUAUCCUAUUCCACAGUGCUUUUAUUUUGGAACUCGUACACUUCUUUCUAAGUGGAGAAAGAAAACUAGCUCGCAUACACACACAUAAUAGAAGAAUUUGAUUAGCAAGUGUAUAAAUUCACACUGCCUCCCUAUAUCUCCAUUUACUUUGACACCCAGCACAAUAUGUGAAUGUUCUUUCUCAUACUCUGACUGGUAGGUGGAUGAUGAUGAUUUCUACCAAUGAAAUUUGUUCGUAGAUUUCAAUUA